CACCAGAGAAAAAGGAAACAAAUGGUUGUUGAAGGCAGGCAGUUCAAGUUUGGGUUUGUUUACAUGUAAAGUAUAUGCGAGCCUUGGAGCUUUUUCAUAGUGGUUGCAAAGAAAGUGACAUAGAUUUGGCAUGGUGGGGAGUAGGUGUUUGCUUCAAAGGUUUCCUAAACAUGAUUGCUACAUGGGACUUACAAUUCACUCAAAGUUCUUACCAACCCAGACAUUUAACUAAAAUGUUCAACACUGCAUUUCUCAGUUCAUCACCCUUCACCCCCAAUGUGUAGAGAGGGAGAGAACUAGGCAGAGAUCAAAGAGAUUACCCAGAAUGGCGUGCUUUGAAAGGGCUUCGCCUGCGCUGAAGGAGAUCCUGCUCAAGUUGUACCGCACUGAGAAGCCUAUGGAGAUUGAUCACCACUUGUAUGAAUUUGGGUCAGUGGAAUACCAUGUCCAGUCUUCUGCAUCUGAUCCACAUGACACCUACUUGUCAAUAGCUACCCCACUACUGUCCCAAGGAGUUCUGCCCUCACAUGGCCUUUCACAUUACACCGUAGAGAUGAUAAAGGGAAUUUGUUCUGAUGUUUUGGAGAUUGUUGAACCUGCAAGAGAGGGAUAUCAGCUCACUCUAAGACUUGAUCUUGCUAAAAUUCCACAAGGCAAAGACGGUGCAAAGGUAAUAGCACAGAUUUCCUCAGUACAAGCUGUAAUCCUAAGCUCUCAGCUGAAAGAAAUGUUGCAGAAUGUCAAUUCACAGGACACAUCACAAGGGAUGUACAAACCAAUCAAACUUGUCUAUCAUCCACGAGAGCCUUUCUUUGUCAUCAGGCAGCCACAAAAGAUCACUGCAGUAUUUCCAAUGCGCUUCAGAGAAAAUUCAGAUGUGAUUAUUGCAACCGCCUUCUUUCAGGAACUCAUGGAUGUGGGAAGUUCAGAAGCAUGGGCUAAAGCACCUCCUUGCACCUGGUCACCCAUUCCUCCUCCUGAGUUGAGAGGAGAGCUUUUUGAAGAUUUGAGCACUAAUGGAGGAUUUGUCUCUUUUGAUAUUUUUUCACAUCAUGUUGAAGGUAAGCAGCUAGACAAGACAGUGUGGAGUCUCUUGAACUUUUAUGCCUAUGUGAAAUAUCAUGUAAAGUGUACCAGAGGUUUCAUACAAAGAAGGAUGAAAAACCGUUUGGAAAGUUUAGUUGAGGUUCUGCAGAAUGCAAGCAUGGAAGAAGAGGUGCAUAUUCAGAAGGUUGAAGGAUGUAGGUAUGUAAGGAAGCUGGUCAGUUUAUCAAGAUCAAAAGUUCUCAAUCGAAGAUGUCAUUUCACCAAGAAGAUCCGAUCUCCUAUUAAAAUCCAUGGAUUCAGUCGUUUUCGCCAACAGUGGUUGACCAUGCCAAAGUUUUCCCUGACAAAAUAUACCAAAUUAGAUUAAUUUCUAUUUCAUUAUCAAUAAUCAAAUAUAUCACCAUGUUGAUUAUUGUCAUAAGUUCACAAGUUUUUUUUUUCGUUUUUUUUUUUUUUGGGUAAAGCAAGUUAUAACUUAUCAAUCAGUCCAUCACUGGAUCUCCAUUGCUUCUUUUGUCACAAUAUUUAUGUUGAAGGGCAUAAAUUAAUAAUUUCAGGAAAUUUUCAAGAAAGUUUAACA
This is a messenger RNA of Vitis riparia (riverbank grape), 1627 nucleotides long. RefSeq names its product actin-related protein 2/3 complex subunit 2B. Gene Ontology annotation, biological process: actin filament polymerization; Arp2/3 complex-mediated actin nucleation. NCBI's taxonomy places the organism in Eukaryota, Viridiplantae, Streptophyta, Magnoliopsida, Vitales, Vitaceae. Gene Ontology annotation, cellular component: Arp2/3 protein complex; actin cytoskeleton. The transcript has 10 exons. The coding region runs from base 326 to 1414 and encodes 362 amino acids. The record is from RefSeq and is a predicted model, not a curated record. Gene Ontology annotation, molecular function: structural constituent of cytoskeleton; actin filament binding.